AUGGACCAGAACACUUCCCUUUACUCGUACGUCGACCCCCAGGAGGAAAGACCGAUCUAUCCAACGGCGCUGCCGCCAUUCAACUCCGUUCACCCUGACCAUCUGCCUUACGGAACGGACCACACACCCUUCGCAACCAAUCUAAAUCGGAAAAUGCGUUUGGAAACCCAGGUUUAUCCUCUUCUGGAAGUCGCCCGUGGAGAUUCAUACUUGCCGUUCCCCAGAUCGCUGGCCGAAGAUGAUGCUGCAUACCAUAUUCGAGGAAAUCCAGGAAGAGAGUAUCCAUAUGGACAGGCCCCCAUGUUUUAUGAUAGCGACUAUCCAUCACCACCUGGUCCGCCUACCACUGAUCUUUCUUCCAUCCCGGAAACUGACCGGUCUCCUAGUCCACGGGCUUUCGAAAACUGCUUUUUCUCCUCGAUCGCACAUGGACAUCUCUCCCAUCCUGCCAUUAGGGACCUGGAAUUUGUUGGCUAUGGAUCUGUAGCCCCACAUGAGAUCCAGCAUAUUCCCGAUCCCGAUUAUCCAGACCCAGAUUGUCAGGGUGAUAAAAACACACAAAUAUAUAAUCCCAACCCCAGUUUGUGCAAUCCCGCGGGGCUAGGACUCGUCGACCACGAUAUGAGAGAUGAUGCGGAUGCCGAAGGCGAACCCGACUCGUCCUGUCAUCAUUUUCCGGAGACCAUACCGGUUCCAGCAGCGAAAAUUCCAAAAGCAAAAUCGUCGGCGCGAAAACAGCAAAAGAAAACAACAGCAAAGCCUGCUUCUCCUGUCAUUCGCAACAAGCGUGCUGCUGCUGCUGCUCCUCAUAGCCCCGGAAACAAGUCAAAGGUAGUCAAACCUGCAUCUAAGACCAGAGGCCCGCCGGGCCGUGUUUUCUUCUGCAGUUUCAAGCAGUAUGGCUGCACUAGUACUUUUAACUCCAAGAACGAGUGGAAGCGACACGUCUCCUCGCAGCAUCUGAAAGUCGGCUUCUGGCGUUGCGACCUCCCAGGAUGCUGUUCAUCGGACAAACCAAACGAUUUCAAUCGCAAGGAUCUGUUCACUCAACACCUACGCCGAAUGCAUAGCCCGGAUCAAAACAAAAAAGGAUCGACUGGAGAGCAAAGCGAAGAGUUUGAGCAGAGCCUACCUAGGAUCCACACCCGAUGCUGGAAGAAACAACGCGACGCUCCAUCCCAAACCCAGUGUGCGACUUGCAAUGUAGUCUUCACUUCCUGGGAGGAACGUAUGGAACACAUGGGCAAGCACUACGAAGGCGGCUCCUUUUGUGAAGAAAGCGAGGACCCUGGUCUUGUUAAAUGGGCUCUUCAUGAGGGUAUCCUCUGUAGGGGCCUGUCGAAAAGGCUCGUCUUGGCUAGCCUAGUGAAAACUUCUCACAGAAAGUAG
Molecule: messenger RNA, 1389 nt
Organism: Talaromyces rugulosus
Lineage: Eukaryota; Fungi; Ascomycota; Eurotiomycetes; Eurotiales; Trichocomaceae
Exons: 2
Coding region: 1-1389 (462 amino acids)
Molecular function (GO): DNA-binding transcription factor activity
Source: RefSeq, a predicted model, not a curated record